AUGAAGCGCAGUCAUUACGCUUGCGACCAGUGCCGGAGGUCGAAGCGAGCUUGCGAUGCACCACCUCUCCUUGGUCCCGGAGCUUCGAGACGCCGCCCCAUAACAACCGGCGAACCGCUUGGGCCAGCGUCUGAGAGGGACCACGAGGCCUGUUCUUAUUGUACCAAGACAAAGAAAACAUGCACCAUGAAUUGGGCUUGGGCACAAUUGCAGCCUGCCUCCCCAUCAAGUAAUGCUAACUCCGCGGUAUAUUCGUAUAAGACAGAUCGUGAUCUCAAUACUGCGACCAAGAGGCAAAGACCAGAUCCGCUGGCGCCACAUUUAACCACGGACUUCAUGUCCUCGCCCACGCGUAUCCAUGGCACAGAACAACCUGUUCAAGAUCCAAAUCGUCUUAAACAAAAGCCACGAUUACCCAGUCUUUAUACAGUCACUCAUUCCUCAACCGCAACGGUUACUUCGAGCCACUCAGCAGGUCCAGGCCUUGAAAUUUCGCAGACACAAAGUAAUGCAAGACGUUCAAGCAGCUCGACCAACUUACCUGAUCACUACUUAUCAUCUCAUUUACCACCUAACGAGUCGCCAAUGUCGAUUCAGUCUCAAGUCAACCACUGGUCUACUCUCCAGCAGUCAGUUACCAAAGACUCCCAUAGCCAAGGAUCUAUAUCACGAUCUACGAUUGGCAAUACUGAUGACGAAGACAAAGCAAUCAGAGCAAAGCGUCGUCGUACUUCAUCAACAUGGAGUGAUCGCCGCCAACCCUCUUUAUCUUCCUUCUCUGUUGACCAGACUAUGAUGACCAGAUCCAACAACGAGUAUAUAUCUACAAAUCUUUUGCAAAUCUAUCAUGACGUACUUGAGCACAAUCUUUCUUGCUGGCUUACGGAAGUUACCUGCCCCUAUAGGGCACCUGGCUAUGUGACAGGUGGUAUACAUGCUCCAACAGAAUGGGGAUCAUCAUGGUCAAAUCGCAUAUACCGUCGUACCAUCAACCUUGAUCACGCAAUCCAGACCGCAAAACUUACAAAGCUUACCCGUGCUGAGGAUCAAGCUGCAGCUAAAGCCUUCCAGCUUUCAAUAAUGGCAUUUGCCACUCAAUGGGCUCAAGGCAGUCGUCGUCAGCAGCAGCGUUAUUCUGGCGAUGAUAAUGGGGUACCAGAUGAUAUACUUAAUGAUGUCACGGAGGAGUUCGACCGCAACAUUCAGCGAAACAUCUGGGAGCAAGCUAAAAGGGCUCUUCAAGAAGUUGCCGAUGUGGAAUCAUAUCGUGUGGCCACUGCAGAGCUGAUAUUUGGUUUGACGCAGAAGCCUUGGACUCGUGACGAUGAACCUAUGAGAACGAAGAGUAACCCCAAUACACUGACCAAUGCUCAAGCGAGAGUUGAUAUGACAGCCCUAAAUUCUGAGCUAGGGGAUAUCAUUUCACGAGAUGGCCUGCCAGUCUUCAUAAGAGAGAGCUGCCCGCAAAAUGCACGCUCUGAAAUUCCGAAUAACGAUUCGCUCUCAAUGAUGAAUCCCGAAGAUCGUGGAACUGUUGGGCUCCUGUACUGGCUUGCCGUCAUGCUUGAUACUGUUUCGUCGUCUAUGAGCGAACGUCCAGUUGUGGUAGCCGACGCAGACAGUCAACAUGACGACGCAGAUGAGGACCUUGACGCAACGACGAACGGACGAUGGAAUGUCCCACUGUUCAUCCAAGAUAGCCUGGAACAGCCGCAUAUGUAUCAUACGAUACACUGGCCUUGCUCAUACGAAUCCGCUGCUGAGGCUGUUACCAAGUCAGCACCCGUCAAGGUCCUACUCUUCCGACACAUUUCAUAUCUUCAGAACAUUUUGAGGAGGGGUGGCCGAGGAGUCAAAGUUGAAGAAACUAUCAAAACUACUACCUCGCUGUAUCGGUAUUGGAACAUGACACACGGAGCUUUCUUUAAAGAACUGCUAUAUGACUACGAAACAGUUCCUGGCCGUCUUCAGAGCUGGUUCGUUUGUAUUUCUGGCCAUUGGAAUCUUGGUGCUCUCAAUGCUCGCCGACCUUAUCGAAUACGUGGACGAGAAUGA
This is a messenger RNA of Fusarium sp. VM40, 2055 nucleotides long. The record is from the annotation of a GenBank genome assembly. Lineage: Eukaryota; Fungi; Ascomycota; Sordariomycetes; Hypocreales; Nectriaceae.